Messenger RNA from Mesitornis unicolor (brown roatelo), 488 nucleotides. Its product is annotated as neutrophil cytosol factor 1-like. NCBI's taxonomy places the organism in Eukaryota, Metazoa, Chordata, Aves, Mesitornithiformes, Mesitornithidae. Gene Ontology annotation, cellular component: NADPH oxidase complex. Gene Ontology annotation, biological process: superoxide anion generation; respiratory burst. The annotation marks the transcript as partial. The transcript has 4 exons. The record is from RefSeq and is a predicted model, not a curated record. Gene Ontology annotation, molecular function: superoxide-generating NADPH oxidase activator activity; protein binding.
GUGAGCAAUAUGUUGUCCAGAAAAGCUACACAGCCAUGGAGGAGGACGAGCUGACCCUCGAGGAAGGUGACACCAUUGAAGUCAUCCACAAGCUCCUGGAUGGCUGGUGGGUCAUCAGGAAGGCUGAAACCACGGGCUAUUACCCCUCCAUGUACCUGCAGAAAGCCGGGGAGGCGAACACCUCCAUGAAGAGUGAGCUGAGGAACCGGAGUGCUCCUCCGCGGAGAUCCACCGUCCGAAAUGCGAAGAGCAUCCACAAGCAAAGCCGGAAGCUGAUCAGUCAGGAGACCUACAGGAGGAACAGCAGGAAGUACAUCCAGAGCCAGAGGAACAUGAGGGCAAAUUUCCAGAACAAGGCCAAUGUCAUAAUUGAGAAAAACGAGCAAGAGGAGAUCAAGCCCAAAGCUCAACCUGCUGUUCCUCCCCGUCCCAGCAAAGUCCUCAUCCUGAACCGCGGUACUGAGAGCACCUGGAGGAAGAUCCUGUGA